CAUCCCAACCCUUUAAACCAUCUGCCUCCAAACUCCCCAUCAAGCGUAAAGCCCCUCAACUCGAAUUCCAACCCAUCGUCCUCCCCAAACCCCAAACGCAUCCUUUCAAAUUCCAGCGAAUCUGGUCCGAGCCCAAUGAGAUUCGUUUCCUCGAAGCCCUCCUCCGAUCCCCUUCCCUCUCUUUCCCCAAAAGACCUCCCUCUUUUCUACUCUUCCUUCUCCCACUCCAUGUCCCAUCCUUACACCAAAUCCCAGCUCUCCGAAAAGCUUAGAAGACAAAGGAAAAAGUUCAGGGUCAUCUCCUCUAGGCUCGCUCGAGGAUUGGACCCUUCUUCCCUCUCUCUUCAUGAUCGAGCUUUGUUUGAUAUUUCCCGAAGGCUUUGGGGUCCUGAGUUCGCUUCCACUUCCCCCUUCGGUAGCAACUCUCCCGGGUUUUCUCACGAUCAUGAAAUCAAUGGCGUUGCUGGGAAUGGGCUUCAUGAUGCUGAUAUGAAGGAUAAUGUUAAUGAACCGAGUUUGUGUUAUGAUUUCGCUGCGGGAAGGGAUGAGGUGAUUAAUGGCGAGGCAUUUGAUGGGGUAUUGGGAAAAAGGUUGAUGAAUGCGUUUGAUGAGUGUUUCAAGGAGGUUCGGAUGAUCUUCGUGAAGCAGGGUGUGAUUUGCUUUGAUACAAUGGAGAAGAAGUGGAAGGAGCAAAGGGUCUCGGAGUUUGAUGCGUUGGGGAGGCGCCUGAGGUUGGUUAUCCAGAAUUCUCUGAAUAGGCGAUGAAUAUUUCUUCUAGAACUGGUGGAAUAUUGUUCAUCAGUUGAGAUGAUGAAAUCUGUAUAUUCCAGCCCUUUCGUAGAUAAGCUCUCAGGUUGGUUUACAGUUUAUGUUUUCUAUGUUCUUUCAUAUUGGACAUUUUUCAUGAUAAAUAUCUGAGAUUUU
Hibiscus syriacus is the source of this 924-nucleotide messenger RNA. RefSeq names its product probable transcription factor At5g28040. Gene Ontology annotation, cellular component: nucleus. The transcript has 2 exons. Lineage: Eukaryota; Viridiplantae; Streptophyta; Magnoliopsida; Malvales; Malvaceae. The record is from RefSeq and is a predicted model, not a curated record. Bases 136 to 765 code for a protein of 209 amino acids. Gene Ontology annotation, biological process: regulation of DNA-templated transcription.